This is a messenger RNA of Alligator mississippiensis (American alligator), 3255 nucleotides long. It is a transcript of the gene RASL12, whose product is annotated as RAS like family 12. Gene Ontology annotation, molecular function: GTPase activity; GTP binding. The record is from RefSeq and is a predicted model, not a curated record. The transcript has 6 exons. Bases 562 to 1386 code for a protein of 274 amino acids. Lineage: Eukaryota; Metazoa; Chordata; Crocodylia; Alligatoridae.
GGGCUAGUGGUUAGAGCCGGGGCCGCAGCUCAGGGCCUCAGGGGGCUGUGCUGUGUACCCAGAAGCCCCCCGGGGAACCACACGCGAGGAGCCAAGAGCAGCCAGGAGCCCUUCUGGGGCCGGUUUUGUUGCUUGCUGGUGUUCAGCGAGGAAAGCCCUCAGCGGGGAUGGGAAACCAGGGCCAGCCGAGCCCGAGACAGGCAGCAGCUUUCCUUACAAGGAGUUUGGCUGGGGCUCAAGUGGCUAAAGUUGCAGGGAGUCAGAGGUUUUUUUCUUCCCUCCCUGCCUCAUUCAUUGAAGCGCAGGGUCGGAGCAGGCAGUCGUGGGAGCCGUCGCCGAGAUCCCAGUGACUCGCUCGCCUCGUCUGCGCCCGGCGGGUGGCAGCUGCCGGGGACUCGGCGCGUGGGUGCCCCCCUGGACCAGCUCGGCGGAGACGUGGGUGCAUGUGCGUGUGUGCAGAGGCAGCCCUGGCUCUGUGGAUAAGAGCAAGAAAGUCUUCCCAGAAAAUUCAUCCUUCCGGCAUCUCUUAUGACAACCCAGCUCUGGCUUUAAGGCAGGAGAAUGUCUUCAAUGUUCGGCAAACCCCGGGCCGCCCCCAGCGCCGCCGACCGCCUGCCCCACAGCCUGGUGCCCGAGUGCAACGUGGCGAUCCUGGGAUGCCGAGGAGCUGGCAAGUCGGCGCUAACGGUGAAGUUCCUGACCAAGAGGUUUAUAAGCGAAUACGAUCCUAAUUUGGAGGACACCUACACCUCCGAAGAAAUCGUGGACCAGCAGCCCGUGCUGUUAAAAGUGAUGGAUACAGCUGACCAGGAUGCACCACUCAACUGCGAGCGUUAUCUCCACUGGGCCAACGUGUUCCUGGUCGUCUACAGCAUUGACAACAAAAAGAGCUUUGAAGGUUGCCAUCAGUACCUGGAUAUCAUUUCCCUUCACUCGAAAGGCAUUCAGCACAAUUAUCCUGUCCUUCUGCUGGGAAACAAGUUAGAUAUGGAGCAAUACAGACAGGUCACCAAAUCCGACGGGCAGGCUCUCGCUGCCAAAUAUGGGUGCUUGCUUUAUGAAGUCUCCGCCUGCCUGGAUUUUGAAUCUGUGCAGCACGUGUUCCACGAAGCCGUGCGAGAGAUGAGGCGGGAGAUGGAGAAGAGCCUGCCGGUCCGGCCCCUGUUCAUCACCGAGGAGAGGCCGUGCCUGCACAUGGUGACACCAACGCCCGUGGCCUCCAAACACGGCCUGGCCAGCUGCACGUUCAACACGCUCUCCACGGUCAACUACAAAGAGAUUCCCUCUGUUGCACAAGCCAAGCUGGUCACGGUGAAAUCUUCCCGGGCCCAGAGCAAGAGGAAAGCUCCCACGUUGACCUUAUUGAAAGGCUUUAAAAUCUUUUAAGGCUUGACCCUACUGGCCCUGACUGCUUCAGUGCUUGAGGGAAAGCAGCAGCCACUGGAGUUUGGGGACCUGGAGAGCUGUUCUCCGACUACAGCUGCGGCGUCUCAACCAGCCUGCAAGGGGCUGUUCUGGAGCAGCAGUGGCUGACUGCCUGGCAUUAGUGGCUGACCACAAUACACAUGGACUUAGUUGUACACAAAGCACUUUCUUAGGAUGCAAUGAUUCAGGUCCAGGACGGAGUGCAGAAGACCCUGCAACUUGGUCCUUUCUCUCUGAACGACUGCCUGUUUGUUCAUUCCCUGCAGCUUACUAUGGACAUGGCAUUUGCACACUGCUCCUAUCAUUUGCACUGGGUGUGAGUGUCGCUAUUGGCUAUAGCAGAAGCAGGACGUCUGUAUUUUAUGUGUGUACAUAUGCAUAUCUAUAUAUUUUGGAAACUUAUGUUAUAUGCGCUGUCUACAGGAUGAGAAGUGGACUAUCCUUGCCCUGGCCGUGAGUUGAAUACAUUUUGCCUUUUUCUCUUUCAAAGCCACAUCCUGUCCGUCUUAAGAAAAUUAUCACUGUCUUGAAAAAUCAGCUCUCGUUAAUGCACACUAGAGGAUUAGCUAAAACGGGCAGCACAUGUAAUAGCUGAGCCCAGAGUAAAGUCUGUGCUAGUGCUGAUGAACCGAGUGGCAUGGCAAUUCAGGGUGGCAUUUGGUUCGUGCUGUCACUGUUGAAGUCUUGCCGUGGGCCGGCAGAAGGAAUCUGGGGGAGGCCGAGCAGACGGAAGUUGGAGUUAAGCUUGCUCCGGGUAUGCAAACUCUGUGUUUCCGUCUUUACCAAUAUUAGGGUGAUUUUUGCAGGAGAUUUGGAAGCUUUUUUGUAAUGGGGAAUUUUUCAGCUUUUCCAUGAAUGGCAAUAUUCUUUGCAGGGUUUCCCCCUAAAGUUACUAACAUAUCAAUUUACAGCUUUGAUUCCCUCUUAGCUGGAUGGAUUUAUAUGGAAAGUCAGAUGUCAGUCCAGUUCGAUUUCCAUUGGAAUCAACUGAGAAAUUCCCGAUUUCUGUGAGAGCAGGGGCAGGCCCCUGGCUCAGAGAGUAGCAUAACCAGAGCCGGGUAAGGGAGGCACCGGCCCCAGGCACCGAUUCAGAAAGGCUGUCGCAGCAGCAGCAGCCAGGGAGUCUGUGCUGCUUGGCACUCCCUGCUCUUCUGCCCAGGGCACCAAAAAUGCUAAAAAUGCCUCUGGUUCAGACAGUCCCAAAUCCCAUAUUGGGCAAUAUGCUGCAGUGCUUGUGCAGAUGAAAGUACCGAUUGCAGUACAUGCCGCGAACACCAGCAAAGUGUUGAUACCAAGCGUCCCCAGGAAGAGAAAUGUCGUGUAAUGACCACAGGGCCCUCUAGUGGAAACGGGGCACAGGGCGGCUCAUCUGUGUUCCCGGGAAAGCACGACUGUCAGCUAAAACCAAAGUUUUGGAGAGUCGUUGUUGUGAUGAUCCAGGCAAUACGAGAAGCCAGGAAUUGUUGGCGAUAUCUUGUAUUGGACCAGCUGUCUUCAGAUGACUUUGUGCCUGAAAGCUUGUCUAGCAUCUCUGCCAAACUUCCAGUCAAAGUUAUUACCAAAAAAACCCCUUUUCCUUCUCAGAUUUAAAAUCCAGAAACUUUAGAGAGGGUGACGUGUAUCAACGGCCUACUCAAGAUGCGAACAAGGAAGGUGGCAUGCAUAUGAACAGCCUCAGCAUUUCACUGCUUAAGCAAUAAAUCAAAAGAGGGUUUAAAAAAAAAAUCUCAAUGCAAAAUAAAUGAUUUGGACUGUAUUGAAAGCAGAAAGCUUCAGAUAAUAUAAAAAUGUUGUCUAUACAUUGAAAUAAAGUGUACCAAAAAUACAUAA